Molecule: messenger RNA, 3710 nt
Organism: Vespa mandarinia (Asian giant hornet)
Lineage: Eukaryota; Metazoa; Arthropoda; Insecta; Hymenoptera; Vespidae
Product: extracellular serine/threonine protein CG31145
Biological process (GO): protein phosphorylation
Cellular component (GO): Golgi apparatus
Molecular function (GO): protein serine/threonine kinase activity
Source: RefSeq, a predicted model, not a curated record
CGCACAUCGAAAAUAACUCUGGACACGGAGAAAUGUCUGGAAGCGGAUGGCUCGAAAGACAGGAGAGCAAGUUUGGACCGCCGGAUAUACGAAGGCAACGAUUCAAAUUUGAAACUAAAAAAAGAGAUAGCAAAGGAGGAGGGGGUGCAUGAGAUACGUAGAUCGAAAUCUGUUAUCGAUCUCUCGAUCGGUACUCAAACCCUUGGAAAAGGAACAAAAAUACGACAAUAUUGGAGCGAGAGAAUAAAACCAACGAAGAUAUCCGUCGACGAAAGAACGAGAAAAAUUCGUAAGGUAGAUAGAAACGAUUCGUUUCUCAAACGAUUCGUCAAAACUUCCAAGGAAAAUAUUACAGAGGGAUGCGAACGAUUGGUCAGAAAUAUUCGUAAGAGUCCACGUCUUUUAAAAAAAAAAUUACACCUGACCAAAAGUAGAGAGAAUUUGAGCGAUACAAAAAACGAUAAAAAUCGUCCUGUCCCAUCGAUUAGAAGGAAAAAAUCGAGAAAGAGUUCCCCGUGCGAAUUGGAUUAUUUAAAAAAAUCGAAAGAUUUUGUAAUUGUUACGAAAUAUAUAAAACAAGACGAGGAUUCGUCGAGAUCUAAAAGCGUCUCGGUCGAGGAUGUCGAGGAUUUGAUACGUUCAGAGGAUAAUCUUAGAUUAUUGGAAGAGCGUGCUAAUCUAAGAAGACGUUUCGAAAAGAAAAGAGAAUCUAAGGAUUCGCUUUUGGCUGAUUAUUCGCCUGCUGUACACAGGCGUUACGUACGGUCAAGGUCAUCGAGAAAAGAAGAUCGCGUCUCCGAGCCCGAAAGUAAGCCGUUCGAACAACGUACGUGCAAGUGCGAAAGGAAAGUGAAAUAUUCACCACCGCCGGACGAGGAAGAACCGAAGGAGAAGGAAGAGGAGGAAGAGGAGGAGGAGAAGAAGGAAGAAGAAGAAGAAGAAGAAGAGGAGGAGGAAGAGGUACAGAGGUCAUCGAGACAUAAACGGCAAAUCUGCGAUAACGCGAACGGGUCAGUCGAUCUCGAAGAAGUUCCAACGACUCGACAAUUUCCGAUAGCCGACAGUGACCAGUUGCAUGCGCGCGCCUCGAGCACGUCGUCCGACGUAAAAUGCAAACUUGCAAAUUCGUCGGGUGUACGAGGAGAAGAAGGAGAGGAACAACGGCAACGAGAACGACGACGACGACGACAACAACGAAAACGACGACGACAACGACGAAGAAGCGAACUACUACGUCGACGUAGACAGCAAGAAAGUGAGGAGGAAGAAGAAGAAGAAGAAGAAGAAGAAGAAGAAGAAGAAGAAGAAGAAGAAGAAGAAGAAGAAGAAGAAGAAGAGGGAAAAGAACCAACGAGUCUCAAGUUAUCAGUCGAGCUAUUAUCGCCGUUACUCGAAACUGCGAGAAUUUCGAUAGGAGAUCACGAGGAUGAAAGUAUUCUCUUAGCUGAAAGUUCUUUCGAAGCUCGAUCGAGUAUAGAAGAGGAGACGAGGAGCGUUAAUUCUGAAUCGUCGUCGAUCGAUACCAUCGUUGGCGAUGUUUUACGAUCCGUGACUGUUUUACAAAACGAUUCCAUCGAAAAGAUUAUCGGGGAUAGGAUCGAAUUGUCGAGGAACGACGUUAAGAAAAGAAAAAAAAGUUGUCUCGAGUAUAAACCGAAAUCGUGGAAUUCAAAGAUGAAGCUUACGAUUAGAAUGAUCAGAAUUCGCGACAAACUGAUGCUCGGUUUGAGCGCCUUUGCGAUAUUAUUCACUUUACUUUUGGUGAUGGAUCUUCAAAUGGAUCUUGGUUACAGUGGACAUCAUUUGGUACCAAGCCAUGGUCGUGUUAGAAUCGGUGAUGAUCCGAACGUCGAAACCAUAUAUACUGGUUUCCGGCGUAAAUUUUUACAACGUACGAACAGUAGUAAAGAACAAUAUGACACGUCCACAUUUACGCGAACUGUCAAGGACAUUGUUGGUGCUUCUCCGAGAACUGAUAAAUCGGACGAACAUGAUGAUUUCGCUGAUCUAAUCGAUAUUAUUGCAAACGGUUACGACGUUAACGCGGAAGAGGGUGUCAUUAGGAUUAGUGGCGAGGAUCAUACUUACAAUCCUACUUUGGGAGAACUCAGACAUGCCGUUCUAGGAAAAAAUGCCACGACUCUUGAAAAAUUUCAUCUACAAAUAUCCAGGACGGAAUUGUAUCCAAAAGAUUCUUCCUACGUGGAUGAAUUAUUACGUCAAAUGGCAACGCAACCAAUCACUCACGUUGUUCAGAAAGAAGGCGGCACUCAACUGAAAUUAGUGAUCGACUAUUUGAAUAACAUGCAAGCUCUUUUCAAGCCAAUGAGAUUUCCACGAGAGCAACAAACUCUACCAAAUCAUUUCUAUUUCACCGAUUUCGAAAGACAUACGGCGGAGAUUGCAUCUUUCCAUCUCGACAGAUUGUUGGGUUUUCGACGGGCGAUGCCGGUGACUGGAAGAACGUUAAAUAUAACAACAGAGAUUUACAACAUAGCCGAUGGCGAACUACUCAAAACGUUCUUCGUUAGUCCUGCAGGUAACCUUUGUUUUCACGGAAAAUGCAGUUACUACUGUGACACGGCACACGCGGUUUGCGGAAAUCCGGACACCUUAGAGGGUAGUUUCGCGGCUUUUCUACCGAACAAAUCAUUUGCAACGAGAAAGGCUUGGAGACAUCCCUGGAGAAGAAGUUAUCACAAACGGAGGAAAGCUCAGUGGGAGCAUGAUUCACAAUACUGUUCGCUGGUGAAAGAGAUUCCUCCGUACGACGAAGGACGAAGACUUCUCGAUCUGAUGGACAUGUCGGUCUUCGACUUUCUCACAGGAAAUAUGGACCGACAUCACUACGAGACCUUCAAGAUAUUCGGAAAUGACACUUUCACCCUCCAUGUCGAUCAUGGCCGUGGCUUUGGGAAACCUUUUCAUGAUGAGACCUCUAUUCUAGCACCCAUAUUACAAUGCUGCAUGAUCAGACAGAGCACAUUGGGUAUCCUAUUAAAGUUUCACAAUGGGCCAAUACGUUUGAGUGCAGCCAUGAAGCAAAGUAUGGCAAAGGAUCCAGUAGCACCAGUUUUAUGGGAACCCCAUUUGAUCGCUUUAGAUCGAAGAAUUGGCAUGAUCUUGCAAGCCAUCAGGGAAUGCAUAAAUCGCGAGGAUUCCGAACAAUUGGUCGUUCAAUCCGAGAAAAAAGAGAAAGCUGGAAAAUCCUAACCCUUUACAUUUGAUGGUAAAAUAAAAAAAAAAAAGAAAAAAAAAAAGCUAAAUCCCAUUGAAGCAGUCUCACGGGAUUUUCUUAAAAACCCCUGAAGACGUUUCGCUCGCAAAAGAAUCAACUCGAUCCUUCCAUCAUAAGUAUGUACAUACAAAUGUAUAAUAAUUAUUAUAUUUAUAAUAUACCUUACAUCUUAUUUCUAUUAACAACACGAUCCUUCUAUUGUUUUUUUUUUUUUUUAUUAUAUUUAAAUAGCUUCUUGCACGAUAAAUGUGUACAAAUAAGUGAACAAAAUAACAAUUAAUCCUUUUUCUUUUUAUUUUUUUUUCUUCCUUUUCUUUUCUUUUUUUCUUUUCUUUUUUUUUUGCAUUUUGAGAAGAAAGAGCUAUGUACAAAUCAAAAUAUAGGAAAUUAUUGUAAAGAAAAAAAAAAAAGAAGAAAGAAAAAAAAUUAAAAAAAUGGAUAAAAAACCAGACAAACAAACAAACAAACAAAC